AUGCUCUUGUCCCAGCAGUAUCUACACAUGGUGAAAAUUUUGUCCAUUUGUUUUCUUGCUUGCUUUGCAACAUGUCAAGAAACUGAAAAUACUGGCUUUUCACAAUUCAGUAAAAGAGCAGUGACAGAACACCAACUUCUGAAUGAUCGAGGGAGAGUCCUUCAAGGGCUAAAGCGACUGAUGUGGCUCCACAAUGCUAUGGAGGGAGUGCAUACAGCCAGUGGGAGAGACAUCUCCCAGGCACACAUUAUGUGGACCCCACCAAAGAACCAAGAUCUGUCUGACUUCUAUGACAGCAUGAGUAGGGAAGAGACACCAGUGACGAUGAAACAACUGCUUCUGGGACUGUUGGAGAAGGAGUCGCCUUUUGCUGUAUUAAGAAAAACAAAUGUAUUGCAAUACCUAAAGAAUGUAAAAGGUAGUAAAGACAUGCAAGAGCUUUCUGACUUAUCCCAAGCUGGAGAGCAAGAUGGCAAAAGAAACCUCAGUGCUCAGAUGUAG
Molecule: messenger RNA, 501 nt
Organism: Varanus komodoensis (Komodo dragon)
Lineage: Eukaryota; Metazoa; Chordata; Lepidosauria; Squamata; Varanidae
Product: parathyroid hormone 4-like
Exons: 2
Coding region: 1-501 (166 amino acids)
Biological process (GO): adenylate cyclase-activating G protein-coupled receptor signaling pathway; regulation of chondrocyte differentiation; osteoblast development
Cellular component (GO): extracellular region
Molecular function (GO): peptide hormone receptor binding; hormone activity
Source: RefSeq, a predicted model, not a curated record